Sinocyclocheilus rhinocerous is the source of this 2641-nucleotide messenger RNA. Its product is annotated as fragile X mental retardation syndrome-related protein 1-like. NCBI's taxonomy places the organism in Eukaryota, Metazoa, Chordata, Actinopteri, Cypriniformes, Cyprinidae. The transcript has 15 exons. The coding region runs from base 1 to 1809 and encodes 602 amino acids. Gene Ontology annotation, biological process: animal organ development; positive regulation of translation; mRNA transport. Gene Ontology annotation, cellular component: nucleus; cytoplasmic stress granule; neuron projection. Gene Ontology annotation, molecular function: translation regulator activity; mRNA 3'-UTR binding. The record is from RefSeq and is a predicted model, not a curated record.
AUGGAGGAACUGACGGUGGAGGUCCGUGGCUCCAAUGGAGCUUAUUAUAAGAGUUCUAGAACUUUACCCAGCAUCCUCUUCGCGCUCAACAUGGAGGAACUGACGGUGGAGGUCCGUGGCUCCAAUGGAGCUUAUUAUAAGUUAUUCAGCGCUGGUCAUUUUGCUCAGGCUUAUCUCAAUGCAUGUCAGCUGUUCACUUUCCAUCUGCAGCUGUCAUUCAGCGCAGCAGAUAUUUUAACACCGGUCUAUUUUGAGAUGAGAUGUGAGAAUGAACAAGCCCACAAGGACUUCAAAAAGGCGGUCGGAGCCAUUCGGAUUGUUUACAGCCCAGAGCAAAGUGAACUGGUUGUGUUGUCCAUGAGCGAAGCCACCGGCAAGCGCGUCUCACUGCUGAGUGACAUGCAUUUACGCAGCAUCCGCACCAAACUCCUGCUCAUGUCCCGGAACGAGGAGGCCACCAAACAUCUCGAGAGUACGAAGCAGUUGGCCUCGGCGUUUCAAGAGGAGUUCACUGUGAGAGAGGACCUCAUGGGUCUCGCCAUCGGGAGCCACGGCAGUAACAUUCAGCAAGCCAGAAAGCUGCCGGGAGUGACCGCCAUCGAGCUGGACGAGGAGACGCGAACCUUCAGGGUUUACGGAGAGACUGCUGAGGCGGUACAGAAAGCAAGGAUUUAUCUCGAGUUUCUGGAAGAUUCAGUGCAGAUUCCUCGCAAUCUUGUUGGGAAGGUUAUUGGAAAAAAUGGCAAGGUUAUCCAGGAGAUUGUGGAUAAAUCUGGUGUAGUGAGAGUGCGCAUCGAAGGCGACAACGACAACAAACUCCCGCGACAGGAAGGAAUGGUGCCAUUUACGUUUGUUGGUACGAAGGAGAGUAUCAGCAAUGUACAGGUCCUACUGGAGUACCAUAUUGCUUAUCUAAACGAGGUGGAACAGCUGCGACUGGAGCGGCUGCAGAUUGAUGAGCAGCUGCGGCAGAUCGGGAUGGGCUACAGGCCCGUCCCAAACCGACCCGCCGAUAAGGACAAGAGGUCCGCCACUGAAGAGAGCAGCACCCAUAUCAACCGCUCCUACUCCGGCAGGGGCCGCGGCCGCCGGGGGCCCGCAUACACGUCUGGCUACGGCACUAACUCCGAGCACUCGUACGCCUCGGAGACCGACUCUGAGCACAAGGAGGAGCUGAGUGACUGGUCCAUGGCAGGAGAGGAGCCCGAGCACAGCCCCAGACAGCAGAGGGACAGCAGGAGGAGAGCGGGAGAGCGCCGGGGCCGCGGCAGAGGGCUGUCCAGCUCCAUUAGCUCAGUUUUGAAAGAUCCCGAUGGAAACCCAUAUAGUCUGCUGGACGACACCGAGACGGAUCAGACAGCGGACACAGAUGCCAGUGAGUCCCAGAUGAACAGCAGCCGUCGCAGGCGCUCCCGUCGUCGCCGCACAGAUGAAGACAGCACAGUCAUGGAUGGCAUGAGCGAGUCCGACAACACCUCCCUCAGCGAGAACGGUCUCGAUGAUGCUGAAGCUAAACCCCAGCGGCGCAAUCGUAGCCGCCGCCGCCGUUUCCAGCCUCCUGAGGAGAGGCAGCCAGUUACUGUGGCUGACUACAUAUCACGAGCCGAAUCUGAGAGCAGACAGAGAAACCCAAGAGAUCUGAGGAAGAACAAAAAGGACAUGGGUCCAGUGGAGUUCAUAUCGGAGCACAGCCCCACUGAAGCCGUGAGCAACGGCUCCACCAAAGCAGACGAUCAGAGCAGAGCGCCACGAGCUUCCGCCGAGAAGACACCCAAAGCCAAGCCAGCCGUCGUCAACGGAGUCUCCUAACCAGUUCGCUUCAUUUCUCCAAACUCAUAACCUUUACAAUUUUACAAUAGUGCUUGUACAAGCUUGCCAAAGAUAGACGUACGGACUUCCACAUUCUCGAUUGCACUUUUCAGUUCCUUCACUAUGGAACAGAUAAUUACAAUGGAAAAAAAAAAAAAAAAUUAUGAGACGAAAAAAAACCCGUUACGUCACACCUGUAUUCCUGAUCGGAUGCUGUGCCUUCAGAGCGUAGUUUCAACAUUUUGUUGGCUGGCUAUAGAGCAAACAAACAGAACAAUACUUUCUGUAUUUCUGAAUACAGAAAGACUCCCAGACAUCCUUAGCUGCUUUUUGUUACGUUUUAAUAUGCAACCACUUCUUCACGAGGGGUUAUGGGGAAAAAAGGAUGUUUUGCACUGAAUAGUCAUUUCUUGACCUUUAGAAUAAUGUUAAAGUCUGGAAACUGGUCUGCUAACUGUCCAUUUUAAAUGCUGUAUGCACAACACUUCUUGAAUGAUUGAAUUGGGUUUCAUCUUUUGCCUGUUGGGUUGUUAUGGUGGCAACCGAGACUGUUUCGCUAAAGGAGAAAUUUUUUUUUUUUUUGGUUUAUUUAUUUUAAAAUGUACAGUAUUUAAAAUUAACAACGCAGUGGAUUUUAACACUAAACUGCCUGAACUUCUUAGCACGCAGAUUACAAAUUUGGACUACUGAAAGAUCAAUUUCCAGAUGUUCUGUUCUGUAAACUACGUUCGUUAGUCCUUUUGGGUUUUUUUUAAGAUCAUUCUGGUUGUUUGAUGUGCAAUAUGUUUUGUAUGCAGGUAGUUCAUAAAUAAACAUUUGAUCUUCCAGCCAA